Molecule: messenger RNA, 726 nt
Organism: Postia placenta MAD-698-R-SB12
Lineage: Eukaryota; Fungi; Basidiomycota; Agaricomycetes; Polyporales; Adustoporiaceae
Exons: 4
Coding region: 1-726 (241 amino acids)
Source: RefSeq, a predicted model, not a curated record
AUGGACGUCUCUGUCCAAGCCGGCUCCUCACGUAGAACUCGGAAGCUGGCGACGUUUGGUACCUCUGCUCGUAGAGAUGCACUCCUUGCUUGCGCAAGAACAAAACGGAAAACCGACGAUAGUGCGCAGCAUCAGAUUGUGAAUACAACAGCCACAGCGACUGUUGCUGAAAACCGCGUGCCUCCGGGAGACAGAGCAGAUAAUGUGUUAGGCGUUCAAGAUGCGAGAAAGCUCCUACGGAGUCGGCAACGUGCCAAAGUGGCAGAGUGGCUUGCCUUUACGCCACCGCGUCCCGGGCCAUCAUCUCCCACCAACAUUUAUUUUUCGUCCCUGCGAAAGCUUAAGAAUAAAUCCUCCCCUACACCAGUCAUUUUUCCCAUAGAGCGGUCGUAUUCGGAUCCCGAGUCGCUUCCUGACUCAGGCUACUGCUCGAGCGGAUUCUCAAGAGAACUCAGGCUCAGCCAUCGGUCCAACGGCUCGCGCGAGGAUGUGCCAAGUUUCCCGAAUGUAGAGUCCUUCGGCCAGAAAGCUCCACAGACGUCCACUCGUCCCUCGCGUUCAAAGCCAUCGCUUUGGCGCCAGACGAUCAGCCGCUCGUCGUCCAUGUCCAUUAAGACUGCAGGUCGCGCGCCGACCCCGGCCACAUCGCAGGUCACGCUCGAUGUUGCGGACGCGAGCAGAUACGCUGUCUUCCAUCGCAAAAACGUGGACGUGCACUCUUGUUAA